GUCGGUGUUGUGUGUAUAUAAACAAUAUCCGCAUAUCUAACAAAAACACAAUCUUUACUGCAUUGAUUUAAAGGAGGAGCAUACAGACAGCAAGAAAAAAAUAUUUCACUGGCUAUUCGCUACACUUGAAAACUCUAGAAGGAUAACAACAAUCACAGCAUGGAGUUCGGCAGCAAGUUUGUUUACCUGGGUAACAGUGCAGAUGACGAAGAGGAAGUAAAGCAGUUAGAAUCCAAAGGGGUCGUUUUGUCAGACAGCGAUUCUGAUAGCGCAGACGACGGGGAGACGUGCUUGCUGGACAUACUGGACACAGCAGGACAGGAGGAGUACUCCUCUGUACGGGACAGCUAUGUCAAGUCCGGGGACGGCUUCGUCAUCAUCUACAGCAUCACGGACAAGGCCAGCUUCAUCGAGGCUGAAACCAUUUUCCAUUGGCUGCAGAAAGUCAAGCAAGCCACGCCGUGUGCAAUUCUAGUGGCAAAUAAACAAGACCUCACAAGUGAAGCAGCUGUCACUAGCGAACAAGGAGCUGACCUUGCAAAAAAACUGGGUGUACCUUUCUUUGAAACAUCAGCUAAAACAGGCUCAAAUGUAGCAGAAGCUAUCAAAGGUCUUGUGCGAACAAUCCCCAGACUUAGCAGUGACUAUAAGCUUGUAAUGCUUGGCGGUGGAGCAGUGGGUAAAUCCUGUCUAACUAUCCGCUUUGUGAAUGACUCAUUUGUGGAGGACUAUGAUCCGACGAUAGAAGACUCCUACAGGAAGAUGAUACGGGUCAGUGGACUGCAGGCGGUCAGUAAAUCUGAGAAAUGGGCACGUGAUGAAUCAAUCACAAAAGCAGCACCUGUUUAUGCCAGAAAAAAGAAAAGUUUAUUUUCAAAACUAACAAAUCCCUUUAAGAGACAGUCUGCAGAACCUCAACGCAUGUCUGCUACAAGACAGUCGAGUGUUAUACCACCUCCUCCUAAUCCUGAACCUUCAAUUCCCCUAUUUGGUGAGAAUGAGGAAAAUGUGGUUAAUGUAAUAGAGAAGAAAACAGAUGGAAAUGUGGUGUUGAUUCCAUUAAGGAACCUGGCUAAUGAGCCAAAGCUGGUCACUGGGGACCCUAUCAAGUGUGGUCAGUGUUUAGCUGUCCUAACUAGCACAGCCAGGCUUGAGAGUGAAGGGGAACUUAAGACAUGGAAAUGUGAGUUUUGUGGGUUUGCCAACAAAAAUCUGGAUAUAUCUGAGGAUGAGAUACCUAAAGGAGAGGAAAUUGAUUUCAUGCUCUCACCUCCAACAAAACCUGCAGAAGAAACCAACAACUCAGCAGAUGAGACCAGCAAGCCGGAAAAGAAGAAGAUGUCUGAGGGUGUUACAGUUUACUGCAUGGAUAUCAGUGGCUCCAUGGAUGUCUUGUGUCAAGUUCCAGAGUCACACUCUUUAUGGGGACAAUCAAGAAUGGAUUCAAAUUCACAAGUUAAUAGAGUCAGCCGACUUGAUUGCAUCAAGAAAGCAAUACAAAGACUGGCGGAGCAGCUGAAAGUUGAGGAACCAGAGAAGCAGGUCUUGCUGGUGGUGUUCAGCACUGAUGUGCAAGUCAGAGCUGGAGGGCAGGGCAUGCACUCUUUUUGUAGACUAGAAAACCAAACAUUUGACCAGUUAGUUAGUUCUGGCUCAAGCUUUGCUGAGAGCUAUCCAUUAAAAACCAUUGAGGAAACACAAGAAGAAAUAGAUCAAAUUGUCAAGCAACUGCGAACAAGUGGCAGCACAGCGUUAGGUCCAGCCCUUGCCAUAUGUGCUGGCUUUGUUAGCAAAACUCCAGGAUCUGAGAUUGUUUUAUGUACUGAUGGAGAGCCAAACGUUGGCAUUGGUUCCCUGCCUUCCCCGGCUGGUGCUGAGUUUUACAGACAGGUUGGCAACUAUGCCAGGUCCAAAAACGUCACCAUCAACAUUUUAGCUCUGGAGGGUGACUCGGUACAGCUCAACACAGUGAGUCAGGCAGCAGAGUUGACAGGUGGCACCACCAGUAAACUCAACCCUGCAGAAAUCAUCCGUCAGCUGAGGCUGAUUGCCCAGAACGAGGCUGUGGCCACCGCUGUGACGGUCAGGUUUUUCUUGCACCCAGAGUUUGUUUUUGAUGAGCCGGACUACAGCCCAAACUUGAGCCAGCUGGAGAAAGAAGUGGGUAUUGCUCGUAAAGAAAGUAAUCUCACAUUCAGAUUUAAGCUUAAAGACACUACAGCAGCAAAGGAAAUCAAAUCUGUCCCAUUCCAGGUUCAGAUCAACUACACAAGGAAGGAUGGCAUGCGCUGCUUAAGAGUCCUGAGCAAAUCUUCAGAGACCACCACUGACAGACAAAGAAUGGAAGAGAAUAUCAACAUACCUGUGUUAAGUGUUUCAACUGUCAACUCUACAACUAGCAUGGCCAAAUCAGGGAAAGGCAAAGAAGCUCAACAUCAACUCAAAAAUGUGAAACGUUUGGUGAUGAGAGCGGCCAAAUCAGAUGACCAGAGAGAGGCAAGACUGGCUUACAUAAAUGAGACGAGAGAGUUGGACAAUGCGCUCACAAAUGAAGUUGAAAACUUUUCGAGAGCAGGCCAUAUGGAUGACAGGACAACAGCUCUGCUAGGGGCCACGAUACAGGCACAAAGAAAUUUUUUACCCACACAACUUAAAUUGAAAGCAAAUAUUAACAGUAAUAUGAAGCCUGAAGCUAAAGAUAGGUACUAUAGUUACCGAAAUGAUAUGCUGUAGACUGUGCUUCUGCAAAUGUUCACUGGAGGAAACUGCCAUGAGAAUUUAGAUAAUGUAGGAUGUGCGUGUGUGACAUGGGAGGGGGGUAGGUGUGUGGAAAUAAUAGGUGUAUUUAUAAAAAAAAAUAUACCUUUGUAUGACUAAAUGUAUGUUAAUUUUUAUGUUGGCAAAUACAUGAUGCUUUGUAAAGUUGUAAAUGUAAAAAAAAAGGGUACCAUAAAAAUGCAGGAUGGCUCUACCAUUUUAUGUGUCCUAGACUAUAGAAUAUUCAAUAAGUAGGCCUAUUACUAAAAGCCUAGUGACACUAUUGUAGAUCUAACAUAUCUUCCAUAAAUGAUAUUAUAGUCCUAGUGUUGAUGACACUUUUCCCUCACAAAUCUUUUUUAUCACUUAAUCGAAGAAAAUCUAGCCUUUAUGAACAUUUAUUAUUAUCUUUUAAUUAACUCCAUUCUUAAACAAAACACAUCUCAAAAAUGUGAAACCCCACACUCAAUUUCUGCGUCUGAUGUUGUGUAUGCAACACCUUAGGGGGAUUUUUGCAGUGUCAUUUAGUUGUUCAUGUUGAUUGCAUGAAUUAAUUGGUUGCAUAUUUUGUUAUAUUGUAUCAUAUUCAUUAUAUGGUUUAGUGUGCCACUGCUCACCAGAGUCUUUAGUUUGGAUCCCCGGCUGAGUCUGCUCAGCUCUUAUGGAUACCCGACAUAUGUUAGGGAAACUAAGUGGCUGGGUACAGUGCUGAUCACACCAUCCCCAUGUAGCAUUGAAACAGAUGAACUCUACUUCAUCUGCCCUAUGUGUCAUGAGCACAAAGGGAAAUUCUGAUGAUGAUUCCUUACACGAUGUUUUGAUCAGUAGUGUAAGGUUGUUUUUUUUUUAUUCCAUUCCAUUAGUAUAUUAUCACAUAAUGAAAGGCAUUUUUAAAACCUGAAUAUAACAUUAUUACUGGAAAA
Messenger RNA from Physella acuta, 3680 nucleotides. RefSeq names its product circularly permutated Ras protein 1. The record is from RefSeq and is a predicted model, not a curated record. Lineage: Eukaryota; Metazoa; Mollusca; Gastropoda; Physidae. Gene Ontology annotation, biological process: signal transduction; intracellular protein transport; endoplasmic reticulum to Golgi vesicle-mediated transport. Gene Ontology annotation, molecular function: GTPase activity; GTP binding; zinc ion binding. Gene Ontology annotation, cellular component: membrane; COPII vesicle coat.